This is a messenger RNA of Closterium sp. NIES-65, 1200 nucleotides long. NCBI's taxonomy places the organism in Eukaryota, Viridiplantae, Streptophyta, Zygnematophyceae, Desmidiales, Closteriaceae. The record is from the annotation of a GenBank genome assembly.
AUGCCCGGAGUUGACGUUUGCUCGUUCUCCGCUAGCUUCUCCAGUCGGCUAACCGUCACAGCCUCACCGGCCGCCGUCAACUUCGUCGUCUUCUCAAAUCUGGAUCGCGACAUCGCCGUCAGUUCCGGCGCGAAUCCCGCCGGUAACUCCGGCAAAAGCUGGCGGAAGGACGGGGGCCACCGCGGAACCACUCUCCGCGCGCAAGCCGCCAUCCUUGCGCCGCCGCCGCCCGUCGCGGAAGAGCCAGAAGCGAUGACGGACACGGGCCGAGGAGGGGGAGACGGCGGAUCGUUCAGGGGCGGAGACGGCGAAGACGGCGGAAACAACGGGGACGGGCGGUCGGGCGGAAGCGGAGGGGGCGGAGGAGGCGGGGGAGACGCUGGCGGAGAUGAGAGCGGAAGGGGCGGAGAUUUCGACGCGCUAUUGGGAUGGCCGCGCGUCGAGGCGGUUCUGCUGCGGAAGGGCUUAACGCUUCCAGAAGAUAUGCUGCUACACGCACGGGAGCACGGUAUAUCGGAAGUGAUUCUACAGAGAUCGCCAUCGACUGCGCCGUGCGCGACGUUCGCGGAGGUGCAGAAGCGAGGCGACGAUUUCUGGAAGGAGUUCGACCUCUACCUCUCGGAUAUGCUCGUCGGAAUCAUUAUGGGCGGCGCCGUCGUGGGCUCGCUCGCGCCAGCCGCGAGAUUCGCCACGUCAGCAGCCGGUGGACGGUUGCCACGCAUCUUGCCACGUGGGGUUUCUGCUGCGCUCUCGGCGCUCCCUAGCAGUGUGUUUGAGGCAUCCCUUCCGGGUCAAAAGUUCUCGGCUGCCCAACGAACUGUCACCCUCUUCGUCAAGGGCGUUGAGUAUGGAGGGUUUGGCUUCGCAUCGGGCCUUCUGGGUCAGGGGAUCGCUAACGGCGUGAUGACCCUGAAGAGAAGUGUGCGUCAGAAGGGCGAUGAGGCUGCUCAUACAAAGGACAGCCACGUCAAACCACCACCGCUCUUCAAAACAGCCCUCCUCUGGGGAGCCUUCAUGGCAGUUUCCUCCAACCCCAGGUACCAGGUCGUCACAGGUUUGGAGAGGCUGGUUGAUGGCUCGACGGUGGCUCGGAGCCUGCCAUGGCUAUCAGGCUCGUUUACAGUGGCUGUGAGGUUUGCUAAUAACAUCUAUGGCAGCAGUCAGUUUGUGGAUUGGGCGCGGAUGGCAGGAGUGCAGUGA